This is a messenger RNA of Mytilus californianus (California mussel), 1537 nucleotides long. RefSeq lists its product as uncharacterized. The transcript is spliced from 2 exons. The record is from RefSeq and is a predicted model, not a curated record. Bases 272 to 1537 code for a protein of 421 amino acids. Lineage: Eukaryota; Metazoa; Mollusca; Bivalvia; Mytilida; Mytilidae.
AUAUAGACGAUUUCCCAUGAGAGGACAGCCAGGUGGCGCUGUCCAAGGUCAUUACAGUCACGUUGUUGUCCGAGGUCGUACGUGCAUUUUAAUGAGCUUGAUAAGUUUUUCGACAUUUUUAUCUGUUGUAUUAUUUUGUUGAAUUUUUUGUAUUUUCUCUUUAUUGAUUAACUUUUUUGAUUGAUGGAUAUUCCGUAAUUUUUGUGUGAUGGCUUAAAAAUCGUGUGGAUUUAUUGGAUUAACACUGCUAUUGACCAAAGUGGUCAACAAAAUGGCGGAAAAUAAUAUUGAUCAAUCGACGUCCGAAAGGAACAAUUUUGCCGAAAUGGUGAAACGUCGUACAAAAGAAAUUUAUAAAAUUAAAUCAGGAAAGGUUUCAGAAACGAUGGGAAACCACGAUACUGAUAUUAACACUAGAAGUGUAAUGAAUAGAAGUUCAGAUGCAAUGCGCACGUCCGCGGGAAGUGGUAUACUGCGCAUGUCCGGGAACCCGGAAAGUGAAAGUGAAACUAACGGGACUGAAAAUAAUAACAGUCCAACAAUAAAAGACAUGAUGGACAAGUUUUCUAGCAUGGAAAAAUCUCAAACAGAGAUUAUGGCUAAUUUAGCCGUGAACAUUCUGCAAUUGCAAGACAAAGUCAGUGGCAAAGAGUUGAAUAAAGCAAAAACUCAUCCACAAAAAGAGUCCGAUAGGACAGUAACUGUCAGUGCUAGUGACAUUCCUGAAUUAUCAGACAUAUCAGAUGACGAUAUGGAGUCUGAGGAGGAACAAGAUGACCAAGAUUUUGGUUGUUCUUUAGACCAAAUGCUAGAUGAGGUAGACGAAGACUUCUUUCUAGAGUUAGAGAAAGAAUAUGAAGAGGACAAAAAGUUUGGUCCUGAGAUUGACAGUGCUAUGGCAAAACUUGCUGAAACAGCUAUUGAGAAACCGUUAAAAGACGAGGAGUAUCAAAAGUUAACAGACAAAUAUUUGGUGCCAUUAAAUUGUAAAAAGAUAAAGGUACCUCUGGUAAACAGAGAAUUAUGGAAGGUGUUAAAAACCAAGCGAGAAGGAGAUGUGGCGAUGCAAACGGUGACUCAGACAUGUAGUUCAGCAUUAGUCAUGGUACUCAAGGCUUUGAACAUUAUUAAGACCAAAGGGGACAUGAGUGAAACGAAACCCAUAUUCAAAGAUUUGUUUAAAGUUCUAACUCAUGGGAUUUGUACGGCAAACAGGAAAAGAAAGCAGAUGAUAAGGCCUAUAGUCCCAGGGAAAUACAGGAAAUUGUGUGAAGUAGACACACCUGUUACAGAAUUUUUAUUCGGUGACAACCUGGAUGAAAAAGUAGACAAACUGGACAAAGAUGACAAAAGGUCAGACAAGUUAUCUAUGGAAUCAGGAGGUGUUUUUUUAGGAAAAAGAAAGCACAAUUGGUCAAUGGACAGUCAUUGGGGUCCGGCAAAAGACAAAAACUGGCCAAUAGACAAAUUUUGGCCAAAGGACAAAUUCUGGGCAAAAAACAAAAAGAAACUAAAGAAACCAAAGACAAUGCAUUAA